CGGAGAUUUCAAAUUGAGAGCAAAAGAGGGGCCAAUUCAAUCGGCAUUGCUUUCUCCUCGGCGAUGGGGGGUUGCAGCUCGUGCGCCUCGGCGGCGGCGGUGGUGGUGGGGGCCGCGGGGACUGCGAAGGUGGUGCUUCCCGACGGUGGGCUCCGCGAGUACUCGCGGCCGGUGACGGCCGCGGGCGCGCUGGGCAAGGACGCCGCGUGCUUCUUCGUGUGCGAUGCGGACGAGAUGGAGUUCGACGCGUUCGUCUCCGGGGUGGGCGCCAAGGAGGAGCUCCGCCCUGGGCAGCUCUACUUCGCGCUCCCGCGGUCGAUGCUGAAGCGCCGACUCCAGGCCGAGGACCUCGCGAGGCUCGCGGUGAAGGCGAGCGCCGCGCUGGUGGGCGCCGCGGGUCAGUGCGGCGGGGGGGUUGUGUCACCACAGGUGUUUCCCGCGGGGGUGUCGGUGGCCGUGCCCAUCGGCGGGAGGGAGGAGGAGAAGGCGCGGAGGUGUAGUAGAGGCGGUGGCGGACUGCGCAAGUUUGCGCCGGAUCUGAGCGCCAUUCCGGAAUAGAGAGGUAAAAGAAGGGGAGGCGGAAACCUUCAAUGCAAGAUCGGGCGGAACGAUCUGAACCGUCCAAGCGAAAGAGUUCGUUGGUCAUGACGGGCAGACGUCGACCGGUGGAUCGAGGAUGGACGUUCGAGAUCUAAUUAAUCGAUGGGAUGAUGUAGGAGGUCGAAGCGAUCGGAAGCUUUUGGCAACGCAGCCAAUCGGAAAAUUUUGGUCUAUUAGUUCUGUAAAUAAAAUAAAAUAUUUGGGGGGAUUUCUUUUUCCAAUUUCCACACAAAAACAAAUAAAAAAUGACGUCAAUAAUACCAGAGAACUUUGUCGGCAAUUGCAAGUGUCUUGAGGAGGCUAUAGAAUAUUGUAUGGGCUUCUGUUGCAAUUAUCUCAUGGAUUUGGGCUCGAUCCAUGUCGAUGACUCAUUUCUCUUCUAUAGCAAAGCAAUCAGGAGAAGCUGUGACUGCUGCAGUAAGACAAACGAGUACCGAGUGCUGGAUGCUGACCAGCUAUGGAUGUGCUUCUACGGCAAGGAAGAAAGAGGGCAAGAGACGUCUAAAUCAACAGUACCACCACCACCACCGCCACCGUCACCAUCCCACCCUUCCGGAUCUUUUUGACCUGCUCACUUUUGCUGGAUCACAUGAGAUGCCCAGCCGGAGGAGGAGACUUCCACGAAAGCAGGCCGGCGUGACCUGCUGCGCUCCAGCUCAAGGAAAAAGCCACCCGUCACGGCCACGGGUGACCCGUGAGGCCAACCCCAUCCGAAGCUGCCCAGAAAGAGACCCCUCCCCCCCCCUCCCCGUCGUUUCCUACUCUGCCCUUCCCCUCCCUCUCUGCAUCAUUGUCCUCGUCCUUUCCACAAACAUCUCAUGUGCAAUCUUCUUCCUCCUGUUCGAUGCUGUCGUUCCGUACCUGCUUCCUGAUGGUCGGAUAAGACCACGAAGCUGAGCUCUCGCUGGACUUGAGGGCAGACAGAUCGUUCGCGGAAACGUUAGAUUUGAUCAGAGGAAGAAGAUGGACGAGUUGGUGCUUUGCGCAUUCUCUGUGGGGGUCAAAGUAGCGGCGUUCGCACGUUAUGGAUUUGGGUCAAAGCGAAGGUUAGUUUGGUAAAUCUGCGAGAAUCCAGUUGCGUCUGCUGCGUUAUAUCAAGUCCACUGAUGGGUCUCAGCGGUCAGUGAGCGUCCCUCUCUCUCAUGCAACACGUCGCGAGCCGGGAGAGAUACGUGAUGGGGAACUGUGCGCCGGUGUCGUCCAAGGUCAGGCAGCAGCAGCAGCAGCAGCAACGGCGCUGGACGGCGCAGUGGUCCUCCUCGGCGACGGCGAAGGUGAUACGCGCCGACGGGAAGAUGGAGGAGUACGAGACGGCGGUGCCGGCGGGGCGCGUGGUCGCGAGGAGCCCGGGGUACUACGUCUGCAGCGGCGAGGCGAUGCAGGUGGGAGCUCAUCCGCCGGUGGUGGGGGAAGGGGAGAAGCUGCAGCCCGGGCAGCUGUACUUCCUACUCCCGCUCUCCUACUCCCACCGCCCCCUCUCCCUCCCCGACCUCUGCCUCUUCGCCGCCAAGGCCAGCGCCGCCCUCCGCCUGCCCUCCUGACGUGCAUGUCAUCAUCGAUUCUGUGUGCCGUCGUUAAUAGAACAGCAGCAGAAGCCAUUUUUGCGUAAAGACGAUACGGCUAAAACCCAAAGCUAUAUGUUCCGUCUUCAUCCUCGUAUUCAUAUGAAGCUAAGAUUGUUUCGGAUCGAUGAGGGUUGAAAUCAAGAACUGCAAACAGUUUCUUUGCCCUUCUCUACGAUGCUUACUCGCAGCAGAGCACGAGCGAAACAAAGAGAGAGUGUCAUGGGAAGAGCUUCGACUCUUCUUCUUCCCCUCGGCAUGUUGCGAGGGAGCCAUUCAUUAUUAAUCUCUGGUUACACACUCA
Molecule: messenger RNA, 2466 nt
Organism: Musa acuminata AAA Group (dessert banana)
Lineage: Eukaryota; Viridiplantae; Streptophyta; Magnoliopsida; Zingiberales; Musaceae
Exons: 1
Coding region: 64-558 (164 amino acids)
Source: RefSeq, a predicted model, not a curated record